Fusarium poae is the source of this 1110-nucleotide messenger RNA. RefSeq lists its product as uncharacterized. The record is from RefSeq and is a predicted model, not a curated record. NCBI's taxonomy places the organism in Eukaryota, Fungi, Ascomycota, Sordariomycetes, Hypocreales, Nectriaceae. The transcript is spliced from 3 exons. Bases 1 to 1110 code for a protein of 369 amino acids.
AUGUGCAACAUUGCUGCUUCAAGUGCAUCCGACAGCAGCCAAGGUUGUCUUUACCCACGCAAUCCACGAAUCUUGCAGCCCGAACCUCUUGGCGAUUAUGGAGACGAGUUGAAGGACUUUUACCUUUUCAAUAGAUCCUUUCCACAGAAGCCCUUUCCUUUAUAUACUCGAGCAUGGGUUCUUCAAGAAGCUCUGCUUGCGCCGAGGACUCUUGAUUGUGGGAAAAGUCAGCUAUACUGGAGGUGCGACGCUACCAAGGCAUCAGAAGAGUGUCCGGGAGGAUAUCCGAUUAGCAAGGGUGUGUACCUCAGCCACCCAGCGCAUUCAUCAAGCUGCCCUGAUGAAAGCCUAAGAGCCAUGGUGGCAGAGACAAAUCGUGGGAAGGAGGAUGAAAUCAGAUAUCCCGAAGAACCACGCCCUUGUGGUCUUGUCAAGUCUCUGACUCUGACAGACGAGGCACUUCAAACCGCAGUGAAACAUUGGAGUAAUAUCGUUGAAGCCUACAGCAACAUGUCUCUGACAUUUGAGACUGACAUGCCUAUUGCUAUUCAUGGUGCUAUUGAAGCUUUUCGGCCGUUUCUUGGUCAAUGCUAUGCUGUGGCCAGUCUUGGUAACUACGGUUCUCCACUGCAAGAGACCACUCGUCAAAAGAGCUCCGAGCUGGUCAUGGAUGUCGUUGUCACCGUCAUCUCUCCAGCUGAGAUCCGUCUUCAUCUCCACGCACCGAUAUUCAAGGCCAUAUACGUCGGUGAUGCUAGAAGCACCAUUAAACGAGCCCUGCGGGCAUGUUUUAUAUCACGUGCAAAGAGACAAAGCGUUGUGGUUGUCAACAAGCAUAUGGAUGUCAAGUGGGAAAUCAUGGGCUAUUAUACCGAAGACGACGACGACGAAGAGAAGUCGACACUUCGUGCCUGCUUCGACGUUCAGGAAGAGGAGGAUGCUGCUCGAGAUAUCUACCUUGUAGCAAUUACUGAAAAGAGUGGGACUGAAGGUCUGGUUUUAGCAAAGGAUGAUAACGGCUUUUACUCGCGUCUUGGAUCUUUCUAUGCUGCGGGGUCUGUCAGAAAGCUAUUUCAAGAUAAGGAAAGGACUGAAGUUAUCUUGAUAUGA